UCUUAUGCUUACAGGUAACCUCUGACUGUUGUGCUGAAGUAUAGAAUCUGUAUUGCUGACAUUGUUUUUCAGCUUAGCUUUCAACAACAGGCUCUGACACCCACUGAAGUACGAUAGGCAUGCUAGACUGGAACCAGCUGAGCGACGUAACACUGUACCAUGCUUCGCAAUGUCCUAGGAAAAACCUUGCGAUUUCUUGGGUAUACUGUGCAAUACGGCUGCAUAGCGCAUUGUGCCUUUGAGUACCUUGGAGGAAUUGUUGUGUGUUCUGGACCGUCAAUGGAACCAACCAUUCAAAAUUCUGAUAUUGUCUUUUCGGAGAAUCUUAGCCGCCACUUUUAUUGCAUUCGAAAAGGAGAUAUUGUAAUUGUGAAAAGCCCAAAUGACCCCAAAUCAAAUAUCUGUAAAAGAGUAAUUGGCUUGGAAGGGGAUAAAGUCUGCACAAGCAACCCUUCAGAUUUCCUUAAGAGUCACAGCUAUGUGCCUAAAGGACAUGUUUGGUUAGAGGGUGAUAAUCUCAGGAAUUCUACAGAUUCCAGGUGCUAUGGACCUGUUCCUUAUGGCCUGAUAAGAGGACGCAUUUGUUUUAAGAUAUGGCCUCUGAAUGACUUUGGAUUUCUACGUGCAAGCCCCAACGGCCAUAGAUUUCUUGAUGAUUAAAAGACUUAAGUGACUAUUGCCAACUUUCAUAAUAUUUUCUACUAAAAUCAAUGGAACUAUUUUUGUUUAGAAUAAACCCAAGUAUUACUUGACAAA
Athene cunicularia (burrowing owl) is the source of this 756-nucleotide messenger RNA. RefSeq names its product inner mitochondrial membrane peptidase subunit 1 (gene IMMP1L). Gene Ontology annotation, cellular component: membrane; mitochondrial inner membrane peptidase complex. The record is from RefSeq and is a predicted model, not a curated record. The coding region runs from base 160 to 660 and encodes 166 amino acids. The transcript has 6 exons. Gene Ontology annotation, molecular function: serine-type endopeptidase activity. NCBI's taxonomy places the organism in Eukaryota, Metazoa, Chordata, Aves, Strigiformes, Strigidae.